Messenger RNA from Callorhinus ursinus (northern fur seal), 2412 nucleotides. Lineage: Eukaryota; Metazoa; Chordata; Mammalia; Carnivora; Otariidae. The record is from RefSeq and is a predicted model, not a curated record.
CCCGAGGCCGAGCGCGGACGCCGAGCGUGGGAGCCAUGGCGCGCGAGGAGGAGAGGGACCCCGAGCGCCGGGAGGCGGCGGCGCGGGCCAGCGGCGAGGAGGAGGAGGAGGAGGGCGAAGAGGGACUGAGCGACAGCGACGACGAGGACGAAGACGACGAGCCCGGCAGCGGCGGGGAAGAGGAAGAGGAGGCGGCGGCGGCCGAGCGGGAGCGCAGCGAGGACGCGCGGCUGCAGCGCGCAGGGUUGCCUCCCGCCGCCGUCCCCGCCGCGGCCGCCCGCGACAGGAGCGGCCGCCGCCCGCCGGGGCCCCAGCCGGGGCCGCUACCCUGCCGCCCGAGGAUGCCGUCGCCCGACGACGAGGACCGCGAGCGUCGCCGGAGCCGCCGGAGGGACCUUCUGCUGAGCCAGCUCUGCUUCCUGGCCUUGGUGGCGCUGCUGCUCUGGUCGCUGUCGAGCAUGCAAGAGCAUAAUGACCUCGACUUCAUGGACCUCCUAGGGGAAGACCGACAGUGGACGGUGGGGAGGAAGUUAAUGCAGGUGAACGACACUCUGACUUCAGAAGAUGCAGGACUCCGAAGCAGUAAGAACUGCACUGAACCAGCCCUGCACGAAUUCCCCAAUGACAUCUUCACCAACGAGGAUCGAAGACACGGGGCGGUGGUUCUCCACGUGCUCUGCGCCAUGUACAUGUUCUAUGCGCUAGCCAUUGUGUGUGACGACUUCUUCGUCCCCUCCUUGGAAAAGAUCUGUGAGCGCCUGCACCUCAGUGAAGAUGUGGCCGGGGCCACAUUCAUGGCAGCAGGCAGUUCGGCCCCAGAGCUGUUCACAUCUGUCAUAGGGGUCUUCAUCACCAAGGGUGACGUGGGAGUCGGGACCAUCGUGGGCUCCGCGGUGUUCAACAUCCUGUGCAUCAUCGGUGUCUGCGGGCUCUUUGCUGGGCAGGUUGUGGCUCUUUCCUCCUGGUGCCUGCUGAGGGAUUCGAUCUACUACACGCUGUCUGUGGUGGCGCUCAUCGUGUUCAUUUAUGACGAACAAGUUUCCUGGUGGGAGUCUUUAGUCCUCGUACUGAUGUAUCUCAUCUAUAUCGUCAUCAUGAAAUAUAACGCUUGCAUCCAUCAGUGCUUUGAAAGAAGGACAAAAGGUGCUGGAAACAUGGUCAAUGGCUUGGCCAACAAUGCUGAAAUUGAUGACAGCAGCAACUGCGACGCAACUGUGGUGCUACUCAAGAAAGCCAAUUUCCACCGCAAAGCGUCAGUGAUUAUGGUAGACGAGCUGCUGUCAGCCUACCCUCACCAGCUUUCUUUCUCUGAGGCUGGACUUCGAAUCAUGAUCACCAGCCACUUUCCCCCCAAGACCCGACUCUCCAUGGCCAGUCGCAUGUUGAUCAAUGAGAGACAAAGACUGAUAAACAGUAGGGCCUAUGCCAAUGGAGAAUCCGAGGUGGCCAUCAAAAUCCCAAUUAAGCACACCGUGGAGAACGGGACAGGGCCCAGCAGUGCCCCAGACAGAGGCGUGAAUGGGACUCGGAGGGAUGAUGUUGUGGCCGAGGCUGGUAACGAGACAGAAAAUGAGAAUGAGGACAAUGAGAACAACGAGAAUGACGAAGAGGAAGAGGAGGAUGAGGAGGAUGACGAAGGACCAUACACGCCAUUCGACCUCCCCUCUGGAAAACUGGAAACAGUGAAGUGGGCGUUCACCUGGCCACUGAGUUUUGUUUUAUACUUCACUGUACCCAACUGCAACAAACCCCGCUGGGAAAAAUGGUUUAUGGUGACAUUUGCUUCUUCCACGUUGUGGAUAGCAGCCUUCUCCUACAUGAUGGUGUGGAUGGUCACAAUCAUUGGAUACACACUGGGGAUUCCUGAUGUCAUCAUGGGGAUUACCUUCCUGGCAGCUGGAACCAGUGUGCCCGAUUGCAUGGCCAGCCUCAUCGUGGCCAGACAAGGCAUGGGAGACAUGGCCGUGUCCAACUCUAUUGGGAGCAACGUAUUUGACAUCCUCAUCGGCCUUGGUCUCCCGUGGGCCCUGCAGACCCUGGCUGUGGAUUAUGGAUCCUAUAUUCGGCUAAACAGCAGAGGACUCAUCUACUCCGUGGGCUUACUCCUGGCCUCCGUCUUUGUCACGGUGUUUGGCGUUCACUUGAACAAGUGGCAGCUGGACAAGAAGCUCGGGUGCGGGUGCCUUUUCCUGUACGGCGUAUUCCUGUGCUUCUCCAUCAUGACGGAGUUCAACGUGUUCACGUUUGUGAACUUGCCCAUGUGCGGGGACCACUGACCCGCCCGGCCGCCCGUCGAGCCUUGGGCCUCCUUUUCUGUGCAAUACAAGAUCCAGCCGCACCCCGAGUCACGCGGCCCGCCCCCGCCCCGGGGCCGGGGCCUCCGGCUCUCCCGCGCUGGUCACAGGCCUCCGC